This is a messenger RNA of Trichophyton verrucosum HKI 0517, 921 nucleotides long. RefSeq lists its product as uncharacterized. Gene Ontology annotation, biological process: chromatin remodeling. The transcript is spliced from 2 exons. The coding region runs from base 1 to 921 and encodes 306 amino acids. Gene Ontology annotation, cellular component: Ino80 complex. Lineage: Eukaryota; Fungi; Ascomycota; Eurotiomycetes; Onygenales; Arthrodermataceae. The record is from RefSeq and is a predicted model, not a curated record.
AUGGCCGGCUCAGACACCUCGUCGACCUCCUCGCAGCCAGCUGCCAGCUCUGCCAGCACCGCCAGCAGCACCGCCUCCAAGAUGAACAGGAUAGUCGUCCUCUCGCUGCCGCCAGCCCUGCUCAGCCGUUUCCCCAGAGGCAGCAGCGGCAAUGCCAGCGAGGACAGCCAGGCCAACAAGGAGGACGAGUCCAGCUCGCCGUCGACGCCGCCCGCUGCUCCUCUCACCGAUAACGCCUCAGACGGCGACGCUGCCUCGACCGGUGCCGGGCCUACCCCUUCGACUCCCUCAGCGUCGGUCUCUGGCUCGGGUGCUGCCACCGCCAACGGGCCUACUUCAGCACCGGCCUCGGGGUCGGGGGCUGCAAAGGCAGGGACCAAGAGAGGUGCUCAGGCUCUAGGUCCAGACGGCCUCCCUAAACCACGAGGCAAGCCGGGCCCCAAGAAGAAACCAAGACUGGAAGACGGAGAGACUCCCUCUCGUCCACCACCUCCACCUCACCACCGCCUGGGCCCCAAGGCCAACCAGGGGGCCAUCAACGCCUGUCUGCGUGCUCUGGACCGCUCAGGCAAGCCCUGUCGCAAGUGGGAGCGAAAGUCGUUCCAGCUCAAGUCCUUUACCGGUGUGAUAUGGCAGGUUCCUAGCUGGGGGGCUCCCCCUCGGCCCAAGCCAACGCCAGAGGAAGAAGAGGAGAAACAGAAAGAAAAGGAGGCUACCAACGGAGAGAAGAAAGACAAGGAGAAAGACAAGAAGAGCGAGAAGAGCGAGAAGAGUGCAAAGAGUGCAAAGAGUGAGAAGAGUGAGAAGAGCACUGCUGAUCCUACUGAAGCUGAGCCUGAAGCUGAAGCUGGGAGAGAUGCUACGCCUGCCGGAAGCAUGAUGGAUAUCGACUCUCCUGCUCCUGUUGCCGUUGCCUCUUGA